Messenger RNA from Linum trigynum, 744 nucleotides. NCBI's taxonomy places the organism in Eukaryota, Viridiplantae, Streptophyta, Magnoliopsida, Malpighiales, Linaceae. The record is from the annotation of a GenBank genome assembly.
AUGGCGAAUCCUCCCGGUACGCAUCUGCAACACCAUAAUCAAGACGCUACGAAUGCAAAUAGCAACGCUCCUUCUUCUACGCUCAACGGAACCAAUCCGGCCAACGGCAAUCCGGAGAGCUCGACUUCGGCUUCCCCUUUGAAGCACAACCCCGGGAUCUCCAACGAUUGGACGGCGGAGGAGCAGUCAAUACUCGAGGAUGGCCUAGCUAAAUAUUCAUCAGAGUCAAACAUACUCCGCUAUGCAAAGAUAGCCAUGCAGCUGCAAACUAAGACAGUCCGAGAUGUUGCCCUGCGUUGCAGAUGGAUGACUAAGAAGGAAUCUAGCAAGAGACGGAAAGAUGACAAUUUAGCACGAAAAAGCAAGGAUAAGAAGGAAAAACUUACUGAUGCUUCAACAAAGCCAUCUUCUUUCAUUACCCGAGCUAAUGCUCCUGCAUAUACAAAUACUGUGGUUCCUAUCGACAGUGACGAUGGCAUUUCUUGUAAAACUAUUGGUGGAGUCACUGGGGACCUCCUUGAGCAAAAUGCUUUGGCAUUGAGCCAGAUUACUUCUAAUCUCUCUACAAUGCAGAUACAAGAAAACAUCAACCUACUUUGCCGGACUCGUGAUAACAUCCUCAAAAUUAUGAACAACUUGAAUGAUGUCCCGGAGGUGAUGAAGCAGAUGCCACCCCUUCCAGUAAAGAUGAACGAAGAGCUUGCCAACACCAUCCUUCCGCGCCCAAACAUCCCCAUGAAAUAG